CUGGUGAUCUAAGCAGGUAGCUAACUGUGGUAGUACUACGUACUCAGCUAGCAAGCAAUGGUGGCUAUGGGUAUGUAUUCCACAAAGCGUGGCGUUGUGUGGUGCGCCGGCCUGCUCGUCGUCGCCGGGCUUCUUAUCGCGGUCGCGGCAGCGGAUGCAGAUUUCUGCUGCGAGGAAUGCCGCGGCGACACCGAUUCCUUGGGGGGUUGCGUCCGCCGGUGCAGAUCUCCUCAGCUUGAGGUUGCACGGCCGACGAACUGCGUCGCCCUCUGCCAUGCCAAGCCCAACUUCAUGGCCUGCUGCAAGUAUGUCCGACGAGCGACUCCGCGUCUCCGCCGGGCCGGCGGGGAAUCAACGACGCAUGAAGAAGAAGAAGAAGCAAGCGGAGGAGCAGUGCGCGUCCUGAAGGCGCCGGCCCCGGCGCCGUGUGAAGUGCUCUGCCGCGACCAGCCGGACUGGGUGGCCUACCAGCGGUGCCUCGAUCGCUGCCGAUGGGGAGCGUGUCUCCGACGAGCGCUUCUUCAUCUUGAGCUUGCCGGCAGGGAGUCAGCGACACAUGAACAAGUCCUGACGGCCAUGGCGGUGCGGCUCUCGGAUGCAUGCCAGGACUCGUGCCAAAACCACGCGCACUAUGACUGGUGCGUCCGUCGCUGCCGGUUUGGGCCGCAUCUCAGGCUUGCCGGUGGCGGUGGGGAACCAGAAGAAGCCGGCGGGGGAGCAGUUGAUGUUCCCCAGACGGUGGGUCAACGACACAUGAAGAAGAAGAAGAAGAAGACGGUGGCGGGGGCACGGCCGAUGGACUCUACCGACCCGUGCGAGGGCUACUGCGUGGAGCAAACGCGUUAUUUCCCCAGGCCCGGGCAGUUCUACGAUUGCGUCGAGGAGUGCCACGCCGGCCAUGGUCGGCUCGCCGUCGACGGCAGGAAUGGGAUCCUCCGUCGCGUCGAGCGGGAACCAGAGACGACGGAUGACCAGGUGCAGCUUGGCAGCGGCGGCAGGAAUGGUGAGGCUGCUGUUGCUGCUGCAGGAGCACAAGCGAUGAAUACCGAGUCGUGCGAGGCCUACUGCAAAAGGCAUGCCCGAGAUUUCCCCCCCAAGUACGCUGCCUGCGUGCGCCAGUGCCAGUCAGGUGGGCACCCCGGGGACGGCAUAGCCGCCCGUGUCAGGCAGGAACGGCACAAGAAGGACGGCAAGAAGAUAGCCAUCGAAUAGGCCUGCCCAUUUGCCUUCGUUGUAUUGAGCUUAGCUAGCUAGCCAGCUCGUGUUCUUCUUUUCUUUGUCCACAUAAAAUAAUGGUCGGCUACUAGGGGGCCGUCGGCACUGCCACGCCGUGCCAUUGUUUGCUUUAAUUCUGUUUGCUGAAACAAAGCUUCCAUGACUUCUA
Hordeum vulgare subsp. vulgare (domesticated barley) is the source of this 1384-nucleotide messenger RNA. RefSeq names its product antimicrobial peptides-like. The record is from RefSeq and is a predicted model, not a curated record. The coding region runs from base 58 to 1212 and encodes 384 amino acids. The transcript has a single exon. NCBI's taxonomy places the organism in Eukaryota, Viridiplantae, Streptophyta, Magnoliopsida, Poales, Poaceae.